ACACAAUGGCUUCGACGACAAGUACACGUAGCCACGAGCAAGUACAGCAAACUGAUUGCUGGAACGAUUGGAACAGUCCGGCUUCACUCCAUCAUCACAGCGCUAGUUUCAGUACGCCCAUGCGAGCCAUGGAAGCUUGUCUACUCACAGCCGGCGGCCAAGAGCAACAUCAAUUUUACCGAUCAGAAUCGCAUCAACAAGGGAUCGGUCCGCCGGUGAUGAUGCAACAGGAGGGUUGCGACAAAUCUUCGGCUUCUCCUACACCUUCAGCUCCACAUCAUAUCGGACAAUCGUCGGGAUUGUCGCCACUGGGUAGCGGGAAUCACACCCACGAUUCGUCCACCUUGACUAAGGAGGAACGAUCCAACAGACAGAGAGGCCAGUCUAGCCCUAGUCCGAACUUGGAACAAGAAACAAAAAAGCCGCUUCACUCCAAAUUGUCGGGAGUCAACGCUAGUCUCGAGAUGAAGGCUUUGUGGGAUGAAUUCAAUGAACUGGGCACCGAAAUGAUUGUCACCAAAGCUGGGAGGCGGAUGUUUCCGACGCUCCAGGUGCGCCUAUUCGGACUAGACGCCAAUUCGGAUUACAUGCUCAUGAUGGACUUUGUGCCAGUGGAUGACAAGCGAUAUCGCUACGCAUUUCACAGUUCCAGUUGGGUAGUGGCUGGUAAAUCCGAUCCUAAUUCUCCACCGAGGAUUCACGUUCAUCCAGACUCGCCAGCAAAAGGUUCUCAAUGGACCAAACAAGUCGUCUCGUUCGACAAACUCAAGUUAACCAACAACCAGCUGGAUGACAACGGACACAUCAUAUUGAAUUCCAUGCAUCGCUACCAGCCUCGUUUCCACGUUGUCUACAUCAACCAAAGAACCGAGGACGCCUCGCAAACAGAAAACUUUCGCACGUUCAUUUUCCCAGAGACUAAAUUCACAGCCGUAACUGCCUAUCAAAAUCAUCGGAUUACCCAAUUGAAGAUAGCCAGUAAUCCGUUCGCCAAAGGAUUUCGUGAUUGCGAUCCCGAUGAUUGCGUCGUCGAUGUGCUAAAUCAUAUGCAACCGAAUGUGUCUAGUGCCAAUAGCAGCCGCCCGUCGGGUAGUAACAGCAGCCGAAGCGCCACGACAGUUACAACAUCCACAACGACCUCAUCAUCUUUGGUGGCCGGAUCGUCCUCGUCGUCUUCAUCGUCACGUUUCCCGGGCUCCUCACCGUCGUGUGUCUAUCCGUCCCCGACGUUCCAUCACAAGGAAUCCAAAGAUGAAGAGUCAGUGAGUCCGUCGAUGUCGUCAUCAUCAGCCAACAACAACAACAAUAUCGGUCUCGUUUCAACUGCCAUCAGUCCGGCCAUCAUGACAACGACGUCGGGCGGUCAGCAAUGUUCGUUUAACGUUCAGCGGGGCUUCACGACCAACACGGGAUCACCUCCACAACACAGCAGCACAUUCAACAGUUUGGGUAGCAGCGUAGCAGCGACAUCAGCCAUUAUGUCAUCGUCAACGGGCUCCAUCGCUCCCGUGACGCCCAUUGUGUCCGCUUCGCAAUUGUCACCCAUUUCCCCUACUUUGCCGGCCCAGAUGAGUCAACCUUACACGGCCGAUGUUUGCCAAUACGGACCGAUUUACAACGCCUACAAUUACGCGGCGGCUGCAGGCAAAAUGAGGACUAGCUCCCCCUAUGGGCGGAAUCCUUCGUCCGCUUCAGUUUAUCAGCCUCCCUACCACCAUCCGCAUCAGAAUCCUUUCCCCAAUGCACCUUUCUAUUCUCGAACGGUCCAAAAUCCAUACGAUUAUUCUCCGCGAUAAACUUUGUAAGGCAAUUAAAGGGAAUGACGUUACGAGUCAAUUUUCUUAAAAAACAAACAAACUAUCUUUUACGACACUCCGUGUCCAUGUGAAUACGUUCAUUCUUUUCUCAAUCAAAUUAUAACCAUCAAUUAACAAACCAUGUCUCAAACCAGUGCCUCAACAACAUUUAUAGUUAUUAGAAAUUCGCGUUAUUCUUGUUUGUUUUGUUUAUUCUUUUCUUCUUUUACUGAUGCCCUUCAAAUUAAAUCAAAUCCAUGGAUACAUGACGCAUGCAAAUUUUUUUUUAAAUCGCCUUAUAACAUUUGAAAUCAUCGUUUGACUAAGUCACACUGCUGUGCCACUCUAAAUAACGAAUUAAAAAUUUUGCCUCGUUCUACGAAAACAAGUAUUCAUAACUUUUUUUUUUUUUUUUGUUUGAAGAGGGACAGAAAUUGAAAAUACACGCCCAGUAUAAAAAUU
This is a messenger RNA of Daphnia magna, 2258 nucleotides long. Its product is annotated as T-box transcription factor TBX10. Bases 6 to 1796 code for a protein of 596 amino acids. The transcript is spliced from 8 exons. Gene Ontology annotation, molecular function: DNA-binding transcription factor activity, RNA polymerase II-specific; RNA polymerase II cis-regulatory region sequence-specific DNA binding. Lineage: Eukaryota; Metazoa; Arthropoda; Branchiopoda; Diplostraca; Daphniidae. Gene Ontology annotation, biological process: regulation of transcription by RNA polymerase II; cell fate specification; positive regulation of DNA-templated transcription. Gene Ontology annotation, cellular component: nucleus. The record is from RefSeq and is a predicted model, not a curated record.